AUGGAAGGGGAAAAUCUUAUUUUGAUUCAUCGUUUCAGAGGUUCAGUCCAUGAUACCUACUGCAUAACUCUGGGCCUAAGGUAUAACUUUGAAGUUGGUGCUCCUCUAGCUCCUUCUGUUCUCACUGUGCACACUCUGUCCAGUCAACAAACACUGAGAGUCUUUGCAUCCUCCGUGCUGUGGUAUCAAGUUCUUUCUGGUUUGAAGAUUGCAGUUUCUUGGGUUUUGCAAAUUAUGUGGACAGGACUUCUGUUCUACACAGGUAUCAGUGAUGAUGGUAUGGAAAAUUUAGUAAGUGUGCUUAACUGUGUAGGUGGCUGUCAAAUUUUUGUCAAUCAAGAUUGGGUUUUGAUUGAUUUUCUGUUAUUCUUUAUACCUACCCUUGUUAUGACCAUUCUAUAUAGUAAGAUUUUUGUGGUAGCUAAACAGCAAGCUAUAAAAAUUGAAACCAGUAUGGGUAGUAGUGAAACAGAAUCAUCUUCAGAGAGUUACAAAGCCAGAGUGGCCAGGAGAGAGAGAAAAGCAGCCAAAACCCUGGGGGUCACAGUGGUAGCAUUUCUGAUCUCAUGGUUACCAUACACAAUAGACGCAUUAAUUGAUGCUUUUAUGGGCUUUAUCACCCCUGCCUACAUUUAUGAAAUUUGUGGUUGGUGUGCUUAUUAUAACUCAGCCAUGAACCCUUUAAUAUAUGCAUUAUUUUACCCGUGGUUUAGAAAAACCAUAAAAUUUACUUUAAGUGGAGAAAUUUUAAAGGGUAGUUCAUCAACCAUAAGUGUAUUUUCAGAAAAAGUAUAA
Messenger RNA from Ictidomys tridecemlineatus (thirteen-lined ground squirrel), 795 nucleotides. NCBI's taxonomy places the organism in Eukaryota, Metazoa, Chordata, Mammalia, Rodentia, Sciuridae. The record is from RefSeq and is a predicted model, not a curated record.